Messenger RNA from Pseudoliparis swirei, 1236 nucleotides. Its product is annotated as cytoglobin-1-like. Gene Ontology annotation, molecular function: heme binding; oxygen binding; iron ion binding. Gene Ontology annotation, biological process: oxygen transport. Bases 193 to 732 code for a protein of 179 amino acids. Lineage: Eukaryota; Metazoa; Chordata; Actinopteri; Perciformes; Liparidae. The record is from RefSeq and is a predicted model, not a curated record. The transcript has 3 exons.
UGUGUGUUUUUAUCUGCAGCCUGUUCUUCACUCACACUCAGAGAUUCAGAGGUGGAGGGCAAAGAUUCUCACUGGGGAAGAACGACGAGAAGAUUUGUAUCUCUCUCGCCAAGAAAGAAAGAGAGAGAGACGUAGAAAAGAAAAGAGGGUAGAAAUAUAGGGUUCAUCUUGCAGGUUGGUCUGCGUUUCCAGAUGGAGCGGAUGCGGGGCGAGGGCGAGGGCGACCCCCCGGAGCGACCCGGCCCGCUCACCGACAAGGAGCGGCUGAUGGUCCAGGACUCGUGGGCGAAGGUCUACGAGAACCGUGACGACGUCGGGGUGGCCAUACUCGUCAGGCUGUUCGUGAACUUCCCCUUGUCCAGGCAGUUCUUCAGCCAGUUCCGGGACAUCGAGGAGCCGGAGGAGCUGCAGAGGAGCGCCCAGCUGAGGAAGCAUGCGGGCAUGGUGAUGGGCGCCCUCAACACGCUGGUGGAGAGCCUGGACCACUCGGACCAGGUGGCCUCGGUGCUGAAGCGGGUCGGCAAGGCGCACGCGCUGCGUCACAAGGUCGAGCCCGGCUACUUCAAGAUCCUGAGCGACGUGAUCCUGGAGGUCCUGGGAGAAGAGUUCCCGGCGGUCGUGACCCCGGAGGUGGGCGGGGCCUGGACCAAACUCUUCACCAUGGUUAACUGCGGCAUCGCGGCCAUCUACGAGGAAGUGGGCUGGGCGGAGCUCUCCGCCUCAACCGGGUGAAGCUUCUGGAUCCGAGUCGAUCGAGCCACGAGAGACUUUUGAUGUUCGAGAGACGGAUUCAUCAACUGUACCGACCUCGGACGGGAAGCAAUGUUUCUGGGGACCUUUACGGGGAAUACGGCUUAAUGUAGGGGCUGUGGGACAAAUACUCUAUGAGAAACAGGUACUUUCAUGUGUGUGUGAGAGAGAGAGAGAUGGGGAUAAACUGCAAACAGUGGUCACUCACAUUGGACUUGGAUGUGCCUUCUACUGAAUGCGUAUCUCUAAACAACAACAACAACAACAACAAACAACCUGCUGUUUGAAUCCCAUUCUUACGCAACAUGUCAUGUGACUUCCCUCCGUCGGCUCGGGGCCACUGGGUGUUGGCUUCAUGUUUCGAGGACAUUUUUUAUACUUUUUUUAAUAAUUACUUGUGAUUUUCACGCUGACUUCACCUUUCUAUCUGUACUCAACACAAGUUUUAAAUAAAAGAAAAUAAUAAAACAACCACAACGACCUUAA